This is a messenger RNA of Lodderomyces beijingensis, 1857 nucleotides long. The record is from the annotation of a GenBank genome assembly. NCBI's taxonomy places the organism in Eukaryota, Fungi, Ascomycota, Pichiomycetes, Serinales, Debaryomycetaceae.
AUGGCAAAACCACUAUAUAUAGCGCUAUUGGUACUAGCAACAGGUGUAGGCUGCCUAGAGUUUGAACCGUAUGAUAAAAGCAAGCUACAUCCGAGCUCGAUUUUCGAACAAUUCAGCUACACGUCGCUCGCAGAGUCGCCGUGGAGACAGUCCAAGGCCAAAAAAUACGACGAAGGAAGAGACGAGAUAGUCGCAUAUACGGGUGAAUGGUCAAUUGCAGAACCUUACUUGUACCCGGGUCUUGACAACGACUUUGGACUCGUGAUGGGGUCGAGGGCAGCAUAUCAUUCCAUCGCGUAUAAACUACCGCACUCGAUAGACAACCAGAACGGGAAAGAUCUCGUUAUUCAGUACGAGGUCAAGGUGCAAAAUGGAUGGACGUGCAGCGGAGCGUAUAUAAAGCUUCUCAACCAAGCGCCAAACUACUCGUUCUUCAAUUGCGACACCGCAUACCAAAUUCAGUUUGGACCAGAUCAUUGUGGUAGCGACAACAGGGUUCAUCUUGUCCUUAGCAAACAGUUGCAAAACGGCACAGUGGAAGACAAGGUGUUGCAAACUCCUCCCUUGGCGAGGAUAAACGAGUUGACCAACUUGUACACCUUGAUAUUGAGGCCAGCCCGAGAACAGCAACAGCAACAGCCACAGUUUGAGAUUAGAAUCAAUGGUGAAACCGUCAUCACCGGUGACUUGGUCGAGGGGGUUGGAGAAGACUUGUUUCAGCCACCAAUCUUUCCUCCCAAAUGGAUUGUGGAUCCCAGCGACAAGAAGCCAGCUAGUUGGGAUGAUCGGAUACUGAUACCUGACCCCAAUGUCAAGCCACCUCCCGGGUAUGAAGAGAAACAUGCUCAUCCACAAAUACCCGAUCCCGACGCUGUCAAACCCAAAGAAUGGAUGGAAGAUGAGCCCAGGUAUAUACCUGAUCCCAAUGCCGUGCCUCCCGUGGUGGGUGCAAAUGGAAAAAGCCAGGAGUGGAGCCCUCCUCUAGUUGUUAAUCCUAAAUGUAGCUCGGGCUGUGGCAAGUGGUCGCCACCAAUGAUCAUCAAUAAGGAGUACAAGGGGCCUUGGUUUGCUCCAGAGAUAGAUAACCCCAACUAUCAAGGAAUCUGGCAACCACGAAAGAUACCAAAUCCAGAUUAUUAUCAAGUAGUUGACCCCGUAUUAUUGGAUAAACCUAUAGGAGGCAUUGGGUUCGAGUUAUGGACCAUGGAUGGAGAUGUAUUGUUUGACAACGUCUACUUGGGAAACUAUGUUGAAGAAGCCGAAGACAUUGGAAACAAGACAUUCAAGAUUAAAUCCAAAUUAGAAUACAGCAAUAAAUUACAAAAUGCACCCAAGAUUCAAAAUGAACCAACCUUACCUCCUCGCAAUUUCGAUGAGAUAAUAAGAGACGAUUCCAUAGGAAACAUGAAGCAAUUUGUCGUCUUUUUACGUUUGCUUUGCUGGAAGCAGUAUAUGGACUUCAAGGAUUUUGUCUACGAGGCACUACUCGACCCCGUCAGGAUGGCUGUCAAGCAUCCCCUCAAGACACUGAUAUAUGUUUCCAUCAUCUUGUUUUCAAUCACCAUCACCUGUGGCGUAGGAAGCGUGCUUCUUUUCCUUCUCCAGAGCGGUGGUCUCCUGUCCAAGACCUUGGAAGAGGAAUACGAGGAGGAAAACGGCACACAGGCGCGGAGAUCCGAUGAUGGCGAUGACAUUGUGAUUAUGAAUCGGAACUUUGCCAAUGGCGACGUGGAGACCUUGGAGGAGACUUUGCAACAAGGUUUGAGACUGAGGAAAGCUGCGAAAAAUGUGGGUACACAGAACAAGGGCGGGGAUGAAGAAGAAGAGGAGGACGAGGACGAGGGUAUAGUUAUAUAA